This is a messenger RNA of Chelonia mydas (Green sea turtle), 3707 nucleotides long. Its product is annotated as phosphoribosylformylglycinamidine synthase. The transcript is spliced from 16 exons. The coding region runs from base 527 to 2716 and encodes 729 amino acids. The record is from RefSeq and is a predicted model, not a curated record. Lineage: Eukaryota; Metazoa; Chordata; Testudines; Cheloniidae.
UGGAGAUCUGGGGGGCCGAGUACCAGGAGUCCAACGCCCUCCUGCUGCGCCCCGCCGAUGCCGCGCUGCUGCAACGCCUAGGCAAGCGCGAACGCUGCCCCGUGGACGUCGUGGGCACCAUCACCGGGGACAGACGGGUGCUCCCUUUCACUUCACUGGCCAGGUGCGUUAGAUGGGGGAGAGGUGGAUCCGAUCCGGGGCGAUGCUCCUACGUUGACAAGCCGAGACCCGGGGUCCUCUGCACGACACCUCCCAAGUAGAGCCGCUUCCCUCUCAUGCAAAUGCAAAAUCUGCCUCCGUCAGUUGGUCACCGGCGGCGCUUCCUUCGGGGUGCCGCGUUUCGUUUCAGAGAGGGUGUUUUCAAAAGAAGGUGCUGGCUUCUCACCUCCAAGGCCGUCAAUAUGUCUGAUCUUCCAUAGUGAGCCCACCUGGCAAGUUUUAUUGUGCUUGGCUCUGGCUCCCGUCCCUUUCCAAGGGUUUCAGCUGUCCGGAGAUUGUGCUGGUGGAUGACCUGGAGGACCCAGUGAUGGACGUGGCCCCAGUGAAGCCCAGUGGGAAGCAGACGCCGGUCGACCUGCAGCUGGAGUGGGUGCUGGGCAAGAUGCCACAAAAGGAAUUUGUCUUGUCCCACAACAGCCCAGUCCUCCACCGCCUGUGCCUGCCCACUGGGCUGAGUGUGGGGGACGCCCUGGAGCGGGUCCUGCGGCUGCCGGCCGUGGCCAGCAAACGCUACCUGACCAACAAGGUGGACCGGUCGGUGACGGGGCUGGUGGCCCAGCAGCAGUGCGUGGGUCCCCUGCACACACCCCUGGCCGAUGUGGCCGUGGUGGCUCUGUCCCCCUUCGAGACGGUGGGGGCAGCCACGGCCCUCGGGGAGCAGCCACUCAAGGGACUGAUCGACCCGGGCGCGGGGGCCCGGCUGGCCGUGGGUGAGGCGCUCACCAACCUGGUCUUUGCCCGCGUCACCGACCUGCGGGACGUGAAGUGCAGCGGGAACUGGAUGUGGGCGGCCAAGCAGGCGGGCGAGGGCGCGGCGCUGGUGGACGCCUGUAGGGCCAUGUGCGCCGUCAUGGGCCAGCUGGGGGUGGCCGUGGACGGGGGCAAGGACUCGCUCAGCAUGGCGGCCCGCGUGGGCACGGACAUCGUCAUGGCGCCCGGGACAUUGGUCGUCUCAGCCUACGCCGUGUGUCCGGACAUCAGGGCCACCGUCACACCUGACCUCAAGUGCCCCGAUGGCAAAGGGGCCCUACUGUACGUGGAGCUGUGCCCCGAGCGGCACCGGCUGGGGGGCAGUGCCCUGGCGCAGUGCUACUCCCAGCUGGGGGAUAGCUGCCCAGACCUGGAGAACCCGGACAGCCUGGCAGCCUGCUUCCGCGUCACCCAGCAAUUGCUGCAAGAGUCGGUGGUGAGCGCGGGGCAUGACGUGAGUGACGGGGGGCUGGUGACCUGCCUGCUGGAGAUGGCCUUCGCCGGGAACUGUGGGCUGCAGGCCGAGCUGGUGGCACCGGGGCUUAACGCCCUGGGGGUGCUGUUUGCCGAGGAGCUGGGCCUGGUGCUGGAGGUGCCCAGCGCUGUGGCAGGAGACGUCUGCAGACGGUACGAGGAGGCUGGAGUGCGGUGCCUGCCCAUCGGGCAGACGGGACCCCUGGGCCCCCAGUCCAUGGUGCGGCUGCGGGUGAACGGGCAGGAGGAGCUGGCGCGGCCCGUGGGUGACCUGCGCGCCCUCUGGGAGGCCACGAGUUUCCAGCUGGAGCGGCUGCAAGCGUCACCCCAAUGCGUGGAGCAGGAGGAGAGGGGGCUGGCACAGCGCCAGGGCCCCAGCUUCACCCUGACCUUCGACCCCAAGAUUGAGCCCCCGCUGCUGUGCCAGAUGGCCCGGCCGGGCCCGCGCGUGGCCAUCCUGCGCGAGGAGGGCAGCAACGGGGACCGCGAGAUGGUGGCAGCCUUCGUCAUGGCGGGGUUCCAGGCCUGGGACGUGACCAUGCAGGACCUGUACGCAGGGGAGGUGACUCUGGAGUCGUUCCGGGGCCUGGUCUUUGUGGGGGGCUUCAGCUACGCGGACGUCCUAGGGUCUGCCAAAGGCUGGGCAGCUUCGGUGACCUUCAACCCCCGGGCGCGGGCCCAGUUUGAGGCCUUUCACUGGCGCAGGGACACGUUCAGCCUGGGUGUCUGCAACGGCUGCCAGCUGAUGGCGCUGCUGGGCUGGGUGGGGGGCAGGAGCCCCACGAGCGACCCCCCGGGUGGGGCCGUCCGUCCCGGGGUGCUGCUGGCCCCCAACGAUUCGGGCCGGUUCGAGUCGCGUUUCGUGGCGCUGGCCGUCCAGCAGAGCCCGGCGGUGAUGCUGCAGGGCAUGGCUGGCUCCACCCUGGGAAUCUGGGUGGCGCACGGAGAAGGUCGGAUGCGGUUCCGCUCACCCGAGGUGCUGGCUGCAGUGACGUCGCGGGGCUUGGCCCCACUGCGCUACGUGGAUGACCAGGGCCAGCCCACCCAGGAGUACCCCCUGAACCCCAACGGCUCCCCGCUGGGCAUCGCCGGGCUCUGCUCGCCCGACGGGCGCCAUUUGGCCAUGAUGCCCCACCCCGAGCGCUGCGUCCUGCCCUGGCAGUGGGCCUGGAUGCCGCCCGACUGGCGCCGCACCAUGGAGGUCUCGCCCUGGCUGCGCAUGUUCCAGAACGCCUGCGAGUGGUGCCUGGAGCACCCCGAGGGGGAGUCCUGACUGCGGAGCCCAGUCGCCAGCCGGUCUCGUAUCCCAAGGUUUGUCCCCGGGCCGGGACCGGCACAAAACCGCCCUGGUUUUAUCCGGUGUGGGACUGGGGAGGCGGGGCUAUUUCAGGAGCACAUGGCCCCGCCCCCUCCGCCGUGACCUCCUAUGCACCGUGCAUAUGAGGUCAUGCUGGUGGGGGCUGGACGGUGCGCUCUUAAAAAUGCCCCCUCCUGCAGUGUGACCGUCUGUGCACCGGGCAUGUGGGGUGAGGUCAUGCUGGAGGGGGCGGGGUUUGUGUUAGAGAGGUUGAAUGGGGGCGGGGUCACAUGGGAGGAGGCGGGUCCACACUGUUCCCUGAAGGUCCUUAGUCCCGAUCCCUACAGGGCCAGCCACCCCCAGCCUGGAGACCUGUCAGCAGUUCCCCGUCCUGGCCACUGGGGACAGACUUGAAGAGGAACAAAAGCAGGGGUGUGAGGGGUUCAGUGGGGGAAUUGAGCUGGGGGGCUGGGGGCCAGGACAGGUCCAGGAGGAGCAGGGCAGGAGGAGGUUGGUGGGGUUUAGAGGGGAUUGGCUGUCUGAGCAGCCCCUGCUUGCUGGUUAAUGGGUCUGGGGGGCUGGAGCCCAGAGGAGAGGGUGGGCCUGCGCUCCCACCAGACCCGGGGAACAGGGUGUGGAACCCCCUCGAAGGGGCCACGGAUGUUUGAAAGGCCUGGGGGAGACGGGGGGUGAGGAAUAGAGUGACUCAGAGGGGACGGCUGAUGGGGCAGAGUUGCAGGGGGCAGUGGAGGACAGCUAAUGCCAUUGCUGUAGAUCGGGGCUUCUCAAACUGGGGGUCGUGAGGUCAUUACGUGGGUGGCUGCGAGCUCUCAACCUCCACCCCAACCCCGCUUGCCUCCAGUGUUAGUAUUGGUGUUAAAUAUGUUAAAAACUGUUUAAUGUUUUGGGGGGGCACGCCGAGGCUUGCUGUGUGAACAGGGUCGCCAGUAAAGCCAUCUGAGCCCCA